AUGUCGGUCUCUGUGGAUAUUCCUGGACAUGGUCACUUUGAUAUCAAACUGACUGCUUCGAGCACCGCUGCUGACAUUAUUUUAUUGCUACGUGAGCGUUUGCCAGACAGCCCAUGGCAUGGGAACAAGUUGCUGUCAAGUGGGGUCUGCCAGCUACAGUGCGAUGACAUUGUGGAGGCAACCCGCCACAGCACUUUAGUCUUGACAAACUACUCAGAGAUCACCAGCCAGGAGCCUUUCUGCAUCGAAGAUACUGCAGAGCGAGGGAUCACUCGCGAACAAUUGGCAAAGAUCGACGGCUAUGCGAAAAAGGGCUGCAGCAUGGUAGAGCUCAUGGCGAUUCAAGUGCAGAGACCUCACUGGUUUGUGUCACAUGCUUGGAUCGAGCCUUGGAUAGGCAAACUCUGGAGGUUGUUUGAGACCGUGCUAUUGCAUUGUCUGUCGGCAACAAGUUACUUUUUCUGCUAA
Molecule: messenger RNA, 468 nt
Organism: Cladocopium goreaui
Lineage: Eukaryota; Dinophyceae; Suessiales; Symbiodiniaceae
Source: the annotation of a GenBank genome assembly